This is a messenger RNA of Corylus avellana, 303 nucleotides long. RefSeq names its product copper transporter 1-like. Gene Ontology annotation, biological process: copper ion transmembrane transport. The record is from RefSeq and is a predicted model, not a curated record. Gene Ontology annotation, cellular component: plasma membrane. Gene Ontology annotation, molecular function: copper ion transmembrane transporter activity. NCBI's taxonomy places the organism in Eukaryota, Viridiplantae, Streptophyta, Magnoliopsida, Fagales, Betulaceae.
AUGUUGGCCUUAGUUUCAGUCUUUGUGGUGGGUUUUGUGGUGGAGUGGCUUUCGCACACCAGAUUUAUCAAGUCUACCACCGACAAUAUCACAGCUGGACUUGUACAGACUACGAUGUAUGCCGUUCGUGUUGUGUUGGCUUACUUGCUCAUGCUUGCCGUCAUGUCGUUUAAUGUUGGCGUGCUGCUUGCUGCAGUCGGAGGAUACACAGUAGGGUUCUUCAUCUUUGGCAGUCGGGUUUUUGUGAAUUCAAAGACAACGCCUUUCCAAGAUCCAUCUGAUCUUCCUCCAUUGAAUUGCUAA